Bufo bufo (common toad) is the source of this 2419-nucleotide messenger RNA. RefSeq names its product BSCL2 lipid droplet biogenesis associated, seipin (gene BSCL2). Lineage: Eukaryota; Metazoa; Chordata; Amphibia; Anura; Bufonidae. Gene Ontology annotation, biological process: lipid storage; lipid droplet organization. Bases 398 to 1498 code for a protein of 366 amino acids. The transcript has 10 exons. The record is from RefSeq and is a predicted model, not a curated record. Gene Ontology annotation, cellular component: endoplasmic reticulum membrane.
CAAGGAAGUGGUGCUUGUUUUCAUGAAGGUGCGGUGUGUGCAGUGGAUGCUGCAGGGCUCGUCGUGUGCCGUGCACUGGGCGGCUGGCAUUGCCCGUCGACCACCACAGCCUCCCUUCUUGCUCAGCCUUCCUCUUUCACCCAGUUCUGUGUUCUCCACGGAUAACUCUGAUUUCCACACUGAGCAGUAAUGUGACUGACGCUGACAUUGCCAUCUUCUAUGAAGAACACCUAUCCUUCCAAGCAUGGUCUGCCCGCUGGGCAUCUAUACAACCUGCUGCCUACAUGCGAUGCUACAUGUAGCUACAUACAGCAGAGCCUGUUACACGUCUGAUACAUACCCUUACUAAUAACUGCAUAUCUCAGGCCUCUGUUGGGAGGACUCCCCAUACUUCACCAUGUCCCACGGAGUCUCCCCCCCUCUCCUUCUGUGGGUGGAAGAUAUGUGUUUAGUCAUGUUCCUGCGGACUCGUAGGCUGAUUCUUCAGACUGGGAUUUUAUUUUGUGUCCUCCUUCUGCUCCUCUGGGUGUCAGUCUUCCUAUACGGCAGCUUUUACUACUCCUAUAUGCCGACUGUCAAGUAUUCCACCCCAGUGCAUUACCAGUACAGCUCCACGUGUGACCCAUCACCUGGAAUCCUGUGUUCCUUUCCCACAGCUAAUGUAUCACUGCUGAGAAAUAACCGUGACCGGGUACUUAGGUAUGGGCAGCCGUAUCGUUUAACCCUAGAGCUUCAUGUACCUGAGUCUACAGUCAAUCAAGACCUUGGGAUGUUCAUGGUUUCAAUGUCGUUUUACACCAAAGGGGGAAAGGAGAUUUUUUACACUGCUCGAUCUGCAAUGCUGCACUACAAGUCCCCUCUCCUGAAAACAUUAGAGACUCUGGCCACGUUUCCUUUGUUGCUGAUGGGGUUUUCUGAGCAGAAGCAAACUCUUGAAGUUGAGCUGCACUCUGAAUAUCGUGAAGAUUCGUAUGUCCCAACCACUGGGGCAGUGAUACAAGUGCAGAGUGUCCACAUACAAAUAUACAGUGCUGAGCUCCGGGUCCAUGCACAUUUUACUGGUCUAAGGUAUAUACUGUAUAAUUACCCAGUCAUUUCUGCUAUAAUUGGCAUAACCAGCAACUUUGUCUUUAUGAGUGUCCUAGUGUUGCUCAGCUAUCUGCAGUUUGCAUUUGGAAGAUCUCGUAGCAGGGCUGGCAACCGGAUACAGAGUGGCACUGAAACAGAGAGAUCUGAGACCCAAGAAGGCAGAGUUUCUCAGACAGAGCGCAGUGAGACACUAGACACAGAAACUCUUGGUCAAGUAGAAGGCACUAGAGGAGACCCUUCAAAUGACACUGGAAUGACGGAAGAGAACGAUGACCAAGAGGAAUUUGACAUAAGUUUACCUGAAGACAUAGACCUCCCUGGAGCUUUUGGCACAAAUGUGGACAUUCAGAAUGAGUCUCAGACUGGAUUAACACUUCGUCAGAGGAUUACUCAGUGCAGUGCACACUGAAAACCAGUACAUUUGUUCACCCCAUUUUGUUAGACUGUUGGCAGUGGUUGAGUGGCAGAGCUGAUCCUGAUUAGUUAGGGCACAUUUUGUCUCAUUUAUUGUCUGGUUGCUUCUCUCAGCAUGUUCUGUUCCACCGUUGUUCCACCACUGCCUCAGUGCCACCACUUACUAGAUUGAUCUGGAACCUGUUCGAAUACAACACCCAUCAUGACCUGAAAGCCGCAGUGUCCCACAGGUUGAAGAUGCUGGGUGCGGUUUAGGUUAAUAGAAGAAAAUUGAAACCUUGUUCCUAACAUGGGACCUGAAAGCUGAACUCUAUUUCUUGACCUCUCCAUUUACUAUGAUGGUUAGUAAUUUCCUUAUCUGUAGUUUACACAUACAGAAUCAUCCAACUGCUUUAUUUUUCUGUUUAGGUUUAUGCAAUUCUCCUAGGAUUCUGACAUGUUCCUCUUUUCUUGUAGUAAUUCCUAUGAACCUCUUCUUACAGCUCUCUUUUCACCACUACUUUUUCUGAGCUUAUCUUGCACCAGCACACAGAAGAAUAUGGUCUUUCAUUAAGUGAUGACUCACCUAUCUUAAGAUGUACAAACCCAUACCCAGCAGCACAUUCCACACACUUAGAGGAAGUCUCCUCCUUACCUCUAUCACUUCAACUUUUCCCAAUCUGGCAGUCUUACAAACACACCUUAUGAUCUAGCAUGUAGUAGUACGCUUAGAAAUGUGUCCAGACACGACAACGGCAUACCUGAGGUUGUUUCUAGCUUUUGUCUGUUCCGACUGCAUGUACUUAUCUACACACUAGUCUAGUCAUGGCCAUAAUACCAACUUAAAGGGGCACAUCUACCAAUUCUACCACUUAUCAUGAUAGAUUCCAAUCGUGCAUGACCGAUCGUGCAUGAUAAGCGAAGCCAAUGGCUAUAU